Conger conger (European conger) is the source of this 2406-nucleotide messenger RNA. Its product is annotated as AP-2 complex subunit mu-A-like. Gene Ontology annotation, molecular function: clathrin-cargo adaptor activity. The transcript has 13 exons. Gene Ontology annotation, cellular component: AP-2 adaptor complex; cytoplasmic vesicle. The record is from RefSeq and is a predicted model, not a curated record. NCBI's taxonomy places the organism in Eukaryota, Metazoa, Chordata, Actinopteri, Anguilliformes, Congridae. Gene Ontology annotation, biological process: intracellular protein transport; clathrin-dependent endocytosis. The coding region runs from base 212 to 1540 and encodes 442 amino acids.
GUCAGCUGACAGCGCUUUGGAGGAAGGAAGGAAGGACGGGCGGACAUCUUGGUUCGAAAGGGAGGGUUGUAUGUGGUCAAGUGAGCGUAUACAGCGAAAGGACACCGUAAAUAACGCAACUCGGGAGGAAGCAGCGAAUUCGUAGGAGGGAAAGUUAUAGCGAGGUGUCCUGGGAUUCGCCAUGGUCUGUGAUGACUGAAACAGCACCAGCAUGAUCGGAGGACUGUUCAUCUACAACCACAAGGGGGAGGUGCUGAUCUCGCGGGUGUACCGCGAUGACAUCGGGCGCAACGCGGUGGACGCGUUCCGCGUGAACGUGAUCCACGCCCGGCAGCAGGUGCGCUCCCCCGUCACCAACAUCGCCCGCACCAGCUUCUUCCACGUCAAGCGCUCCAACAUCUGGCUGGCCGCCGUCACCAAGCAGAACGUCAACGCCGCCAUGGUGUUCGAGUUCCUGUACAAGAUGUGCGACGUCAUGGCCGCCUACUUCGGCAAGAUCAGCGAGGAGAACAUCAAGAACAACUUCGUGCUGAUCUACGAGCUGCUGGACGAGAUCCUGGACUUUGGGUACCCCCAGAACUCCGAGACAGGGGCGCUGAAGACCUUCAUCACCCAACAGGGCAUCAAGAGCCAGCACCAGACGAAGGAGGAGCAGUCUCAGAUCACCAGUCAGGUGACCGGGCAGAUCGGCUGGCGCCGCGAGGGUAUCAAGUACCGGAGGAACGAGCUCUUCCUGGAUGUGCUGGAGAGUGUUAACCUGCUGAUGUCCCCACAAGGUCAGGUGCUGAGCGCCCACGUGUCCGGCCGCGUGAUGAUGAAGAGCUACCUGAGCGGGAUGCCCGAGUGCAAGUUCGGCAUGAACGACAAGAUCGUCAUCGACAAGCAGGGCAAGGGCGGGACCGUGGACGAGGCCGGGAAGAGUGAUUUGGGGGGAAGCAGUGGGAAGCAGUCCAUCGCCAUCGACGACUGCACCUUCCACCAGUGCGUGCGCCUCAGCAAGUUCGACUCGGAGCGCAGCAUCAGCUUCAUCCCCCCCGACGGGGAGUACGAGCUCAUGAGGUACCGCACCACCAAGGACAUCAUCCUGCCCUUCCGGGUCAUUCCGCUGGUCAGGGAGGUCGGCCGUACCAAGCUGGAGGUCAAAGUGGUCAUCAAGUCCAACUUCAAACCUUCACUGCUGGCGCAGAAGAUCGAGGUGCGUAUCCCCACUCCGCUCAACACCAGUGGGGUUCAGGUGAUCUGCAUGAAGGGUAAAGCCAAGUACAAGGCCAGCGAGAACGCCAUCGUGUGGAAGAUUAAGCGGAUGGCCGGGAUGAAGGAGUCUCAGAUCAGCGCUGAGAUCGAGCUGCUCCCCACCAACGACAAGAAGAAGUGGGCGCGGCCUCCCAUCUCCAUGAACUUUGAGGUGCCCUUUGCCCCCUCCGGUCUGAAGGUGCGCUACCUGAAGGUGUUCGAGCCCAAGCUGAACUACAGUGACCACGACGUCAUCAAGUGGGUGCGCUACAUCGGCCGCAGCGGGAUCUACGAGACGCGCUGCUAACGUGCUAACGUCCCGCCGGCCGUGCAGAGCGCGGGGGGGGGGGGGGGAACGCGAAAAAACAGGCCACUGUCCCUCUCUCUUCUUCAUCCUUCUCUUUUCCCCCCUUACUGCCUCCUCCUCCCUCUGUCCUUUCAUCCCUCCCUUCUGCCCCAUCGCCCCCUCUCUUCCCAUUAUUACUCUCCCCACAGGCCGAGAGGGAUACGCGGAGAAACGCGAAAAUAAAUGAAGCCUGUGGGGAAAAAAAUGUCUAUGUUGGUAUGGAAACGCAGUCCUGCGGUGGGAAUGGAAGGCUGAAAGUGUAUAGCACACAGGCGCUUGUUUAUUUUUAAUUUUGUAUUUUAUUUGAGGUCAGUAUUAAUCCGUUUACACACUGCCCUAGUGAACUGUAGUACCCCGUCUCCACGGCAACCACUGCCCCUCUUCCCCUCCCCUCCUGCCUUUACCGUGCAAUUGGAUUGGCUGUUAAAAAGAGAUUAGUUUGCCGGGUGGACGUGAGCUCUGCCAUGUCAUUGGUCACUUCACCCGUCAGUCAGGGACUAAAGUGCAGCUCUUCUCCCUGCACCUCUCUUCUCUCUUUCCUCUAUCUGUCCGUCCAUUUUUUCUCUCCUCUUUCCUCUAUCUGUCCGUCCAUCCCUUCUCUCCUUUGACCGUUCCCCCCAUUCUGGUCUGCUGAAUUUCAUCUGGUAUAUAUCGUAUUUUUUUAUUUUUUUUUUGUGUGUGUGUUUUUUUUUUAAGUUCAUUAUUGUGACCAAACUGUUGACAUGUGAAGGAACUGUGAAAGAGGAGGGGGUGUGAUUUGACCAGCUCAUUACCUUCUUGCAAUAUUAUUUUCUACAGGAGUUUUUUUUUUUUUCCUGUCCUGUUUA